Aspergillus luchuensis is the source of this 255-nucleotide messenger RNA. RefSeq names its product NADH dehydrogenase [ubiquinone] 1 beta subcomplex subunit 3. Gene Ontology annotation, cellular component: mitochondrion. NCBI's taxonomy places the organism in Eukaryota, Fungi, Ascomycota, Eurotiomycetes, Eurotiales, Aspergillaceae. The transcript has 2 exons. The coding region runs from base 1 to 255 and encodes 84 amino acids. The record is from RefSeq and is a predicted model, not a curated record. Gene Ontology annotation, biological process: electron transport chain; mitochondrial respiratory chain complex I assembly.
AUGGCUCCCAACCCCACCGGAUUUGACAUCAACGAAUUCAAGGCCGCCGCCCACCCCCGGUCGGCCUGGGCCAAGAAGGACCCCUGGGCUCGCUACGAGGCCUGGAGAUACACCGGUCCCUUCAGCCGCAUCAACCGUUUCAAGCGCAUCUUCCCUGGCUUCGGCAUUGCCAGCGUUGCUUUCGCCGGUUACUGCGCCUACGAGCACUUCUUCCUGAAGGAUGACCACCACCACCACGGCGAGGGCCACCACUAA